UCCAGUAGCACAUAAACUUUUCAUAGUACGCAGCAGACGACAGCACAGUAUUUAAUGCAUGUUUUAUGGUUUCAUUGAAUCAUUUUGUCCAGAACUCUGAUUGACGUCUUUAUUUUGUGUCAUUUGGUCCGAAGAAAUGAAUUCUUCAAGAAUGAUAUCAGCUUUUUCCAUUAAACUUAGCAGAAAUCUUAGCAGUGAUGUGAGAGUGAGAUUUGCGCCCAGUCCUACUGGUCGUUUACAUCUUGGAGGUCUCCGAACAGCUCUGUACAAUUUUCUAUUUGCUCGAGCAAAUGCAGGAAACUUUAUCAUAAGGAUAGAGGAUACAGAUCAGACGAGAAUUGUUCCAGGUGCAUCAGAAGCUAUAGAGAGUGACCUCCUGUGGAUGGGUAUUGAACCCAAUGAAAGUCCGUCAAAGGGUGGAUCUUAUGGUCCUUACGUUCAAUCUCUGAGACUUGACCACUACAGAGACAAUACGAACCGUUUAAUUGAGAAUGGCACUGCUUAUCGAUGUUUCUGUUCUGACAAACGUGUUGAACUUUUGCGACGAGAAGCUGUACGCAGGGGAGCUGUGCCUCGUUAUGACAAUCGUUGUCGCAGUUUGAGCUCUGAUGAAAUAGCUGAAAAACUUUCCACAGGAACCACACAUUGUAUACGUUUCAAAUUGGAGGCUGGUCCUGAUAUGUUUGAAGACAUUGUGUAUGGAAAAAUAGUCCUAGAUACAGCUUCAAUUGAAGGGGAUCCUGUUAUUCUGAAGAGUGAUGGUUUCCCCACUUAUCACUUAGCAUGUGUAAUUGAUGAUCAUCUAAUGGAAAUCUCACAUGUUUUAAGAGGGGUGGAGUGGCAGAUCUCAACAUCAAAGCAUUUACAGUUAUAUAGAGCUUUUGGAUGGAAACCUCCACAGUUUGGCCAUUUGCCGCUGCUCAUGAACAGUAAUGGCACCAAACUAUCUAAGCGUCAGGGGGAUAUCGAUGUUCAGCAUUUCAAACAAACUGGUGUUUUUCCUGAAGUAUUACUUAGUUUUGUCACAGAAUUUGGGGGAGGAUUCAUUCGAGAACGUGGUGAGGCCACAGUUUACACCAUGCAAGAUCUUAUCAAACAGUUUAAUUUUUCUUCCCUGCAUACAAGCUCAUGUAAAGUUGAUCUAGACAGAUUAACACGGCUGAAUCGAUUGGAAUUGGAUAGGAAGCUACAAAACCCAGAAAGUUUAAAACUUCUGUGUAGACAACUGAGGAAUCUAGUUCUUGAGAAGAACAACGGGGAAUUAUCACCAAAUUCUCCUACUCUAUCAGAUGCCAAUUUAAUCAGAUUACUUCAGUGGGGGUUGCCUCGAAUGUCUCGCUUAGAGGACUUUAUUGGUGAUGACCUCAAAUACAUUUGGUUUAAACCAUCUCAUACACUUCUACUAGAAACUGUAAAGGAUUCACCUGAAAAAUUUGCAAGUGUAUUGGAGGAAGCCUCAGUCUGUAUCCCCAAAGUAAAUAUCACAGAUAAGGGCAGCUUUGCAGAGGCCAUUAAGAACCAUUGCAAAUCUGUAGACCUCAAUUACCGUUCUGCUAUGAAAAGUUUGCGUGCUGCCCUUUGCGGUCUUAAGGCUGGCCCUCCUGUGGCUGAACUGAUUGACAACAUUGGUAAAGAGGAAGCCACAUUACGUCUCCAACUAGCCGCACAAGCACUGCGGAAAAAGAGAUUGAAUUCUGAUACCCAACUUUCAUAAAUAAAUGAGACAAUACAAUA
Thrips palmi is the source of this 1734-nucleotide messenger RNA. It is a transcript of the gene GluRS-m, whose product is annotated as probable glutamate--tRNA ligase, mitochondrial. The record is from RefSeq and is a predicted model, not a curated record. Gene Ontology annotation, biological process: glutamyl-tRNA aminoacylation. The transcript has 10 exons. Gene Ontology annotation, molecular function: zinc ion binding; tRNA binding; glutamate-tRNA ligase activity. NCBI's taxonomy places the organism in Eukaryota, Metazoa, Arthropoda, Insecta, Thysanoptera, Thripidae. The coding region runs from base 137 to 1714 and encodes 525 amino acids.